This is a messenger RNA of Drosophila takahashii, 643 nucleotides long. RefSeq lists its product as uncharacterized. NCBI's taxonomy places the organism in Eukaryota, Metazoa, Arthropoda, Insecta, Diptera, Drosophilidae. The record is from RefSeq and is a predicted model, not a curated record.
AUGGAGCCGUCCUUGUCUGAAAUCAACGUUUCCUGCCUGCUGUGCGAGCAGACUUUUGAUGCCAUUGACAAGCUGGACGAACACCUCAACGCCCACUUUCCACAGCCUGUGGCCAGCCAAAGCCAAAUCUGCGAUCUCUGCGGACGCGGAAUGCGAUCAUCACUGGAGCUCCACCAGCACUAUAAGAGAUUCCAUGAGGCCCAUGUGGCCGCCACAGACGGGCAUUUCCACUGCCAGCUCUGCGACAAGGUGUUCCUCCUCCAAGAUCACCUCAAUGUGCACGUGAAGAUCGAGCACUCUUCAGAUGGCUACCGUCCGGAUGACAAGAUACCUGAGUGGAAGCAGAACAACGACAGGUGCAUUGAUCUAACCACCGAUUAUAGGCUGGAUCCCAUUUUGUGUCCACCACCCAAGAAAAAGUAUCCUCCGCGCUCACCCUUCUUUAAUCCAAAUCUUUGGCUAUGUACGGACAACUCCUUCCUGUAGAUGAUAUAACAACUAUAUAAUUAAAUGUAGUCGAUCUACGAACUACUGUCAAUACCACUUAGCUUAAUUAUCUUGACAUUCCAAAUGAUUCUCACAUAAUAAUUACCAAAAUGUAUAUAAGGUUCGGAGAGAAAGACAUGUGCCUAUAAUAAGUAAA